UGAUUUUUACAUUUAAGUAUAGUGGAUAGAAACAACAUCUUUUGGCGGAUUUCCAUUGAAUAUAGUAAUGAACUCAAAUAAUAUUAAAUAUUUUCAAAUGAUCUUUUAAAAAAAAUCCUACUCUACUAAAUAUCAAAAAUGGUUUCGCAAAAUUCAGAUAACGAAAGUGGUUCGGCCUCGGAAUCUGAAUCGCGGUCAAGUGGCAGUCGAAGUUCUAGCCGCAGUCGAAGUAAUUCUUCCCAAAGGGGGCAAACACCUGGACGCGCUGCAAGUUCGCCAGGCUCUCGUAAAUCUGGGAGUGGCAGCAAUCGUUCCAAUUCAGGUAGUCCUUCUGGAUCGGAUCGUUCCGGGUCUCCGUCUGUCUCUCGGUCUGGUUCACCUCGAAGUUCACGAUCUCGUUCACGAUCUGCAGCUAGCCGGCAUUCGGCAAACGGGCACAGAUCUCGUUCACACUCUCGCUCUGGGACACCACAAAGCAAUCGUUCUGGUUCCGUGGGUAGUCACCGAUCUCGACGCACAGGCAGUCGAACUCCAAUUGGAUCACCGAAAGUCAAUGCUAAUGGCCAUCCUAAUGAAGAUUCUAGAUCUCGGUCUCCUAAUUUGCAAAUAGAUGAUCAGGCUGAUUCACGCAGCCGAUCUCAUAGCGGUUCUCGGUCAAAGUCUGCCUCGUUGCAUAAGUCAAGAUCACGCAGUGGUUCCGUUAAAUCACAUUCAGCUUCUAGAAGUCGUUCUCAUUCUAAGGCACGAUCACAUUCGGUUAGUCGUUCUCGUUCAGCUACUCCGCAUUCCCAUAGCGGCUCAGAGUCUCGGUGUGAUUUCGGCGAAAAUACGAAGAAAAAGCGCAAAACUGUUCUUAGUGAUGAAGAUGGUGAAGGAGAAGAAAAUAAAAAAAAUAAGAAAGCUCGCAUAUUUGAUUCUGAAAGUGAAAAUGAAGCUGAGAACAGCACUGUGAAGAUAGAUGCCCAAGACAUAUUUGGAGAUGCUGAUGAUAUUAGUCUAUCUGAGGAUGAGGGAGAAGAAAAUAAAAAAAAAUCUAUUAGCGGUUCCGAGCAUGGUUCACCAAAAUCACGUUCUUCUUCCAGAGCUUCUAAAAGGUCACGAUCACGUUCAAUGUCAAGAUCUAGAUCACGUUCACGUUCGCGUUCAGGUGAACGUGCCGAAGCGCAACAAAGAGAAGAUGAGCCCGAACCGAUUCCAGAAACACGCAUCGAUGUUGAAAUCCCCCGAAUAGUUACUGAUUUGGGGCGUGAGAUACAUUUUGUUAAAUUACCCAACUUUUUGUCGGUAGAAACGCGGCCUUUUGAUCCCGAAACCUAUGAAGAUGAAAUCGACGAAGAAGAAACUAUGGAUGAGGAAGGCCGACAACGUAUUAAAUUAAAAGUCAGCAACACAAUACGUUGGCGUGAAUAUAUGAAUAACACUGGUAAAAUGAUAAAGGAAUCAAAUGCUCGUUUUGUUCGUUGGUCCGAUGGUAGCAUGUCUCUUCACCUGGGUAACGAAAUUUUCGACGUUUAUCGUCAACCAUUACAUGGUGAUCACAAUCAUAUGUUCAUACGACAAGGUACAGGUCUCCAAGGACAGGCAGUAUUCCGUACCAAGCUUACAUUCCGUCCCCAUUCGACGGAAUCGUUUACACAUAAAAAGAUGACAAUGUCAUUGGCUGAUAGAUCUCAAAAAGUCAGCGGCAUCAAAAUUCUUACGCAGGUUGGUAAGGAUCCAACUGCAGAUCGUUUGUAUAAUCUGAAAAAGGAAGAAGAAAAACUUCGCCAAGCGAUGCGAAAUCAGCAUAAACCACAGGUAAAGAAGAAAAAGAGUGGCCAUGAGACGCAUAGCGGCGUCGUUCAUUCCUACAAUCAUGAUGAGGGUAGCGAUGAAGAAAAUGCGAUUUCGUUGAGCGCCAUUAAAAACAAAUAUAAAAAAGCUACUGCUGCUCUACCGUCAAAUGCUGAAAAUAAGGCUUCAGCCAUCUAUUCGUCGGACGAUGAUGAAGGUUCAGAUUUUGAAGGUCGUCGCAGUAAGAAGGGAGCUGAUAAAACAAAAGUGGUUAAAGCGCUGCGUGAUUCAGAUAGCGAAUCAGAGGAUGGCGCCGAAAAACUUAGUCAAACCGAAAGAAGUGAAAGCGGGGAUGAUUAUGGUGAUGCUAAUAAAAGCAGUGCGGCUGCAAGCGAAGACGAGUAGUUUCACGAGUUAUGAACAUUAGGAGAAAGAAAAAGUGAAAAUAA
Molecule: messenger RNA, 2222 nt
Organism: Glossina fuscipes
Lineage: Eukaryota; Metazoa; Arthropoda; Insecta; Diptera; Glossinidae
Gene: Atu
Product: another transcription unit protein
Exons: 3
Coding region: 139-2178 (679 amino acids)
Biological process (GO): positive regulation of transcription elongation by RNA polymerase II; transcription elongation by RNA polymerase II
Cellular component (GO): nucleus; Cdc73/Paf1 complex
Molecular function (GO): RNA polymerase II C-terminal domain phosphoserine binding
Source: RefSeq, a predicted model, not a curated record